GGUCUAAUUCGGUAAAAUAGAUAAACAACCGAAAAAUAAAUCGAGAUAUAAACAAACCGGUGGUAAUCGUUCAUUUAGUAGUAAAAGCAAACCGGAGGAUAGACCCGGUGGUAAUAAGGAAACCCUAGGCGGUGGAAGUGAGUUGAAGAGUUAACAUUGUUGCGGCCGCUAAGAAUUGAUCCGGCGAGAAUGGCGAGCAGCAAUGAGUACGAGGAAGGUCCAGGGGAGAGGGAGAGUGGGUACGACCCGAAUAUGGUGCCGGAUUCGGUGAAAUCGUUCGUGUCACACAUGUACAGACACAUAAGGGACAAGAACGUGUACGAGAUCCACCAGAUGUGUGAGACAUCGUUCCAGAGCAUAUCGGAGCGUCUGUUCAAGGACACGCCGUGGCCAAGUGUGGAAGCGAUUGCUCCUUACGUAGACAACGACCAUGUGUUCUGUCUUCUGUACCGUGAGAUGUGGUUUCGACAUUUGUAUGCGAGGUUGUCUCCGACGUUGAAGCAGAGGAUUGAUUCUUAUGACAACUAUUGCAGCCUCUUUCAGGUUGUGUUGCACGGCGUAGUGAAUAUGCAGUUGCCGAACCAGUGGUUGUGGGAUAUGGUGGAUGAGUUUGUCUACCAGUUCCAAAGUUUCUGUCAAUUCAGAGCAAAGCUCAAGAACAAAACAGAGGAGGAGAUUGCAUUGCUCAGACAGCACGAUAAGGCCUGGAAUGUCUAUGGCGUGCUCAACUUCUUGCAAGCACUUGUGGAGAAGUCUUGUAUCAUCCAGAUCCUUGAGCAUGACAAGGAUGGCCUUGAGUUCACUGAGACUGAUGGCUACGAUUUCAGCGGUGGCAGCAACGUCUUGAAGGUCCUCGGUUACUUCAGCAUGGUCGGUCUCUUGCGUGUUCACUGCCUCCUCGGUGACUACCACACUGCUCUCAAAUGGUUGCAGCCCAUUGACAUCACUCAGCCAGGUGUUUACACCAGUGUCAUUGGUUGCCAUAUCGCUACUAUCUACCACUAUGGAUUUGCCACCCUUAUGUUGCGGAGGUAUGUCGAUGCUGUUCGUGAGUUCAACAAGAUUCUCCUCUACAUUUUCAAGACUAAGCAGUACCAUCAAAAGUCACCUCAGUACGAGCAAUUACUCAAGAAGAAUGAGCAGAUGUACGCUUUGCUUGCUCUCUCCCUCUCCCUCUGCCCUCAAACUAAACUCGUUGACGAGUCUGUCAACUCUCAGCUGCGAGACAAGUAUGGUGAAAAGAUGAUGAGGAUGCUGAGGUCUGACGACGAGGCCUUUGGUAUUUAUGAUGAGCUCUUCUCUUACGCAUGCCCCAAGUUUAUCACCCCUUCCGCACCACCAACUUUCGAGGAACCUCUUGUCAAUUACAAUCAGGAUGCAUACAGGCUUCAGCUGAAGAUGUUCCUUUACGAGGUAAAGCAGCAGCAGCUCUUGUCGGGAGUGCGGACUUUCCUGAAAGUCUACUCCUCCAUUUCUCUUGCUAAGCUCGCAAACUACAUGGAAGUUGAUGAGCCCACUCUAAGGACCAUAUUGUUAACAUACAAGCACAAGACCCAUUCAGUUGAUUCCGAUGGUAGGAUCAUCUCCAAUGCAGACAUUGAUUUCUUCAUCAACAACGACAUGAUCUACGUUGUCGAAUCAAAACCCGCAAAACGUUAUGGUGAUUUCUUCUUGCGGCAGAUUGCCAAGCUUGAAGGUGUGAUCAACGACAUGGAUCGUGUCAAGCUGGAAUGACGACUUUUCUGUGUUAUACCUAAUCAUCAAUGCCCAAUCUGAUAUGAUGCUUUCUCUUAUAAACCAUAUGUUUACUUAAAGCCAAACACUUUUUUGAGUAGCUGUCUUCAUGUGGUCAAAUGAUAACCAUAAAUCAUCUUUCUUAUGGAUUAUUGCUAGUUUUUUUUAUUGAGUAUGGCACUGAAGAUUAUAACCAAUCUCGAGUUUCUUUCGAAUUGCUAGUUCAAAAACAUUGAAAGUAUUCAAGGUUAUGAAAAUUUUAAGUCACCACUACUUGCCAACAGAAUGGUUUUAAAGUCAAAGUAGAAUAAAUUGCUAUUUGACUUUUAUGUAUCAUAGUAACUACAGGUCUGUUCUUCGUUCUUGCUGAUUACAGAAUACACAGGAGUUAAUCUUUUUCAUCAUCUUCCAAAACUAUUCGACGUAUACAUGGUGAUAAGUAUCAAGCCACCAAACUCUGAUUAACUUAUCGCCGAUCAAUGUACAAACCAAAGGAGACGCCUAACAUAUCAUCUUGGUUAGCUCAUCAUCUACCAUUCUCACGCAGAAGCUUCUACAUCAAUCAGCAUAAAGAAUCUCUAAACAAUGAGAUCAUCUAUAUAAGCAGCAAUCCCCACUUGCAUCUAUUGCAGAUAUUAUUCUUUUUCUUCUAGCAUCUCGUCACACGUGCAUAUUUCUCCCGCACAUGUGCUCUCUUAUCACAUGGUUCCCCUGCUGGAUUGCUUCACCUUCAAGUCAUACGAAUACGUUGUUUUCUUUUGAAACGUUGCGGCAACAAAGCAACCGUACGCUUGUGUCUCCCGGGGAUGUCUUCGAGCUUGGUGAUAAUAGGUUUUUAGGGUAUCAAUUCCUAAAACACUAUCAUAUCGUUGUAAUACUUAAGGUUGUCAAUCCAAUCUGGUGUGAUGCAAACAGAUGAGAUAUAAUCAGAAUUUACUAAGUCAAGCCAAGCAGAGAGUUGUCAGUUUCUAAUAAUCUUAAUGUCGAUUAACAUAAAUGAAAUGAAACUAAAAUGUGAAAUGGCAAUAGCAAGUAGAUGAAUAACAAAGCAGAUGAGAUAACAGACAAUCAAAUGGAUAAAAGAUUCCUAAGGAUGAAGUAAUCGAAUAGCGUGAUCUCCUUAAUCUAUUAAGAUGGUUGAUAAAACUUCACAUAAGUUAUCCCUACAACAAGUUCAGUAACAGAUUAAUUCACUACCGUGAUAGAAAUCCUCAAGUAAAGCUAGACACUGACCUAAUCACCAUUAGCGAUCUCUAACUAAGCAGGCAAUAUCAAAUCAACUUGUUAAAGCCAAUACACGCUCUAAAUGGCAAUUGCCUUGGGAUAUAGACGAGUAUCACUGCAAUUAGUAGAUCCGACAUUCCAUCGAACACUUUUUGAGUGCGGGAAUGUCAUGAUUCAUGUUCGAGUUGAUCAGAAAGAAACAAGCAAUAAGCGCAACUAAUCCAGAAGAGAUUCAAAUAUUCUAGACUCAACCAAUGAAAUUGGACAUGGUGGAUUUGGUAAAAGUCUAUAAGGACCGUUAAUAUUGAGAUUUUGAAAUGUGAAAAAGUAACCGUCAAUAUUGAAAAAGACGAUAAGAUUCGGAUUGAGAUUUUGUCAAAAAUAGUUUGAUUCGUGAAAGAUUUAAAUUCGAACGCAAAUUGUUUACCGGCCAAUUUAAAAUAUUUUUGAUUUUCAUUAAUUUUUAUGUUAAAUUUUAAAAUAGAAUAAUUAUAAUAAAAAUAAAAUUUUAAAUUUCUAGACACCAUAAACAAAUAUGUUAAUAAAAUUAUUUUUAUCCAAAAUUAUAAAACUAAUGUCAUAUAAUCUAAAGAUUAAUAAUCAA
Molecule: messenger RNA, 3562 nt
Organism: Arabidopsis thaliana (thale cress)
Lineage: Eukaryota; Viridiplantae; Streptophyta; Magnoliopsida; Brassicales; Brassicaceae
Product: RNA polymerase I-associated factor PAF67
Exons: 5
Coding region: 190-1734 (514 amino acids)
Biological process (GO): formation of cytoplasmic translation initiation complex; cytoplasmic translational initiation
Cellular component (GO): eukaryotic 43S preinitiation complex; eukaryotic translation initiation factor 3 complex; eukaryotic 48S preinitiation complex
Molecular function (GO): translation initiation factor activity
Source: RefSeq, marked reviewed